CUCCUCCUCCGCUCCCCUCCCUUCGGUUUGUGGACAAGUGUUUAUCCGCUGCGAGGCGAGAGCUCGGUCCGUGAUGGGAUUCCUUCAGGAGCGACCUGCCGCCUAUCGUUAACCCCUCUGGAGGUAAGGAGUGAAGCCAAACGACGGUUAACUAACAAAAGAGACCCGGUGGGGUGUCGGACGGGAGCAGCUUAUACGAGAAGUGCUCCGUUUUGAGUUUGUGCUGGCGAAAGUUGACUACAACAUCCCCGUCGGUUAGUUGGCAACUAAAUAUGGAUGUCAGUUAUUUGUAACGCACUCGGGAGAAGUCGUGUGUCCCGUGAAGCGAGGCUGUUUCCUACAUGUAGCGACUUGACACCCCCUCCCUGCCAGCUCCACACAUUAUCGCUUCUUUAACCAUUACCAUCAUCUCCGGUGCUGUUCGGGCACAGCUGUGAAGGCGGUCGACGCACGCAAACUUGUGUUGGUGGACAGGAUUACUGGACACAAAACAGUAGAUGCGAGGUAUCAUAAAAACAGCAUGCCACUUGAUGAAGGAACUUCUCUUCAGAGAUCGGGAUUGGAUACUAAAGCUGUGAUGUUUGGCAAGUUUUUGUUACCUGUGCUGAGAACUCAAUAAGUUUUGGAAGAAUAACUUUUCUAGAGUUUCACAGAGGAUUUAUUAAACAGCUGUGGUGAUUCUUGAUGACCGGUGGUCUUGGAAAAGUGAUGGAGACAGAAGAAAGGGAGGAUGUUUCACAAAAACACAUAGCUAAAGUGGAGGCAGAGGAUGAGGUAACCCCAUGCCACACCUGCGGGGUGUGUGGUCGCAGUUUUCCACUUCUAAGCUCUCUAUCUCAGCACAUGAGAAGACACACUCGGGAGAAGCCUUACAAGUGUCCCUACUGUGAGCACAGGACAGCUCAGAAGGGCAGCCUAAAGGCCCAUAUUAGAAGCCAUAAAUUGGGCCUUUUGAGCCAAAACCUCAGUGACAGGGAGGGGGAUGGAGAUGAAGGGCAGAAAGAGGAUGCUGAUAUAACAGACCCUCCUGAGCUCAGCAGCCCACCUGAUAAAGCUCAUAACAUUAAUGGAAAGGUCAAGAAGAAAACAACCAAGAAAAAGGUUAAAGAUGGUGUCGAGGUUAGCGAUGGAGGUGAUGACGGACCUUUUUCCUGCACCAUUUGUGGCCAGGUUUUCCCUCAGGUAUUACUCCUCAAGUCCCACAUGAAAAGGCACCGUGGCUCUCAGGAUCACGGUUGCCGGAUAUGUGGACGACGCUUUCGCCAAGCGUGGUUCCUCCAAAGCCACAUGCGCAUUCAUCGAGUGAAAGCCCAGCUAAGGGGCAGCAAAAGCAACGAACCGCCUGCCACCAUCAACGGGGUUCCUCAGGACCCAGCAUUACUGACGAAUGAAGAGUGCCUCUAUGAGCUCUGUGCAGGCUGCGGUAACUUCUUCAAUGACCGCAGGACACUGCAGAUACAUGAAAAGUUGCAUAAACUGAACCACACCCGCACUCAGAUGCAGAAUCCAACACAAGGAAAUGUGGAGUCCUCCGAGGUGCAAGAUGCUAAGAGGCAGUUUUUGGAAAGCCUGAACCUCAUUUCUGCUGGACCCAGGGAAAGCCCUGCAGAAGUGAAGCCGGGCAGUCGAAUUCCUGAGCUGGAUCCAAUUUGUAGUUACCAGUCAUGGCAGUUAGCUACAAGAGGACGGCUAGUGGAGGCUACAGAAAAAUGUCUGGGAUGGGAGGAGAGAUUAGCUGAUGCGGAAGUGGCAUAUGACAUAGAAAAAGGCGAGUACGUCCCCUUGAAGCAAGAGAAGAAGAGAAAGCCAAAUGACACAGCCGGCUCCAAUCUUAAGAAGCGGAAGGGUGACGCAGGCCUUGAUCACAAAGGUGGUGACAAAAAGAUUAGCCAGAAGGACUCUAUUCUGCUGAAUGGACUUGGUCAAGCAUUUUAUGAAGCACUACAGACUAAAAACGUUAAAGAUGUUCACUCCUCAUCUAAACAGACGAAGAACAUCAAGAGCCUAGACCAGGAAGAUAAAAAGAAAUAUUUCUGCGAGCACUGUGAUUUCCACACUGUUGACACCGCGCUACUCAGGUCUCACCUGCACACGCAGCACCAGGACUUCCUGAGUUCCUACAGCAAACAGAGCACCAAUUUGGACAUAAGCAGAAGUGGUUCCAAAGCCUCAAGAUACAUGGACUACCUCAGAAGCAGGAGCAUCCUGCUCAGUCAGCCAUAUUGGAAUCCAUAUUCAUGUUCUCCAAGCCAGGAGUUAGUAGAGUCAAACAUUAAAAUGGAAAAGACAAAUGGCUCAGAGGUGAAAGAGCAGGGACAUGCUACUGGUGAUGCUAGCAGCCUCCUCAAUCUUUCUUCUUUACCCAUAACUGAUGUUAGUUUUUCAGUAAAAACAAAGGGCCUGGUGAGACAUCAGUGCCCAUACUGCUCCCACACCACCAACUACCCAGAAGUACUGUGGAUCCAUCAGCGUGUUGCCCACAGGGUGGAUGGCAGCAGUACCAUGGCACCCAAGUGGGCACCUAGCAUUAAUAGUCUCAAGAGUUUAAAGGCAGGUGCUUCUCAGUGGAGACGCACAGGGCCGCCACCCUUCCUCGAAGGCAAGGACUGUCCAGCUUUGCCUACUCCAAGAACGCAGCGCACACAGCCUCCCGGGGUCACAAACCAUGGCAGCAGCAGCAGCAGCAAUAAGCAGUCGUCCCACAAGAAUCAAUCAAGCACCCUGAAGUCCAAGCAUCAGUCAAAGGACUCACGACCUUCAGAUGCGACACAGUCUAGUGGCAAGGUUGGACUCCAAAAUCAAAAGAAGGAGCAUAACCGAACAGUGGGGGGUGGAACUAAAGGCUCCAGCACCCAAGCUACUUCGUCAAACAGCAUUGUGAACAGCAUUGUGAACAGCAAGAGUCUCCAGAGCUUGCAGCCUACCAGCAGCCCAAAACAAAGAGGCAACAGAGCCACUGUGGAGGGGAACUUCCCACAGGAGGGUUUGGGUUUUAUGCUGGCAAGAAAUCGCAGUGGGAAUUCUUCUUCUUCCUCUAACACAGAUAAGCUCCACUCUCGCAGGCAUUCAAGUGACUUUUCUUCAGGUCCCAAAGGUUCUGAUCUCUGGGCUGCCAUGAAUAUGUGGGGGCUACACGGAAGCAAAGCAUAUUUAGAUACACUCCGAAUAUCUCAGGGAAAGAGUGAAUCAACAGGAGAAACGCCAACGGACAUCGAUAUUUUAAGUAUCCUGAAAAACUACAGUCCACAUGAUCUGGCAGCUCUCUAUCAGCACUGGGGCUUUGUUGAUCCCAGGCUUGUUUCACAGGCAACGAUGCAGUUAAAUGGAAACUUUGGAAAUGAAGUCCAUUCCUCAUCUGAAGCUUCCAAACAGAUGAACAGCCACUCCACUUCAUCCUCAGGGUCUCUGCAUAAAGGAACGUAACGAAACAUUGUGCUUCUCUUGGCUGCAAAGUUCUAACUGCUGAAAAAAGAGAGGCCUGCUGUUCUUCAAAGGAACUAGCCAUAACUCCUGGAGAGCACAGAGGCUCUGGAAUCUGCACAAUAUAUGCAAAGCAAUGCGGUGGACUUGUUUGAUUUUGUAUUAUGACUGUUUGAUUUGAAGUGUUAAGCAUGUUACGAGUGUAGAUAUGAUAGUUAAAUAAACACAUAUGAUGUGUUUUUGAUUAUUUUAUUUGGUGAAAAUGAGGCAAAUGUUCAGGAUUAUUGUACAAAACAACAGGAAAGCAUUGUAGAAGUACCACAGCCAGGUGGAAAUUAAAUGUAGAGCCACAACUAUGUGGCUAAACAGAUGUUCUCUUGGCUUUAGGCCCAGAUAUCUGCUUGUUUUUGGUUACAAAAAGUAGAUCCUUGCAGAGCAAUACAACAUACCAAAUCUUACAACUCAUAAUUCCACUAAAACAGCUGUGAUGCAAAUACAUGUUUUUAACUGCUGUAUAUCAGUGUCGAGUUUAAGUUUGUUGUUUUGUUUCAUGUACAAAUGUCUUCUUUUUUAAGUUUUUAAUUUCCUUGGUUGAGUAUGUGAUUUUUGUUGCAGAUAACAUGGUGUCACUUGUGUUUUCAGCCCACAAUUUAAAUAAUAAUAAUAAUAAUUUAAAAACUGCAAACAGCUUUUGAGUCAACGUUUUGAGUUUGCCAGUUUUCAUUUGGUCAAAAGUUAUUUGUCACUAUGCACCAUCUCAAGAGUAGUCUGGGCAAAUUCAGAGGACUCUCCUUUAAAAUGCAAGUGUUGACCCAAGGCCUUAGUCACACAGGCCUAGAGACCCCUUUGCAAACCCCUGGCAGACUUUUGGUACCCUAACAGCUGGUGAGUCGUUCCCGGAGGUUGCUGAGUGAGAUGUGUCGCGAGGAGGGUGCUGCACCAAAAAUCUUCUUGUCAUUGCUUUGGUCAUUAGCAUAUUAAUGCUAUCACUCAUUGUUUACACUGGAAAUGUUGAUUUGUAUGCUAGCACUUGUCAACUUGUCACUUUAACCAAGACAUUUCAGAAGGCACAACUCUUACUUUAAAGGUAAAUGUUCUACAUUGUCCAGUUUGCACUUUUUCCACUUCUCUUUUUUAAAUAUUUUUUGGCCUUUUUACAGCUUUCUUUGAAAGGGUACAGUGAAGAAUGACAGGAAAGCAGAGGAGCGAGAGCAGGGAAGGCACAGGCCACAGGUCCGAUUCAAACCCAGGCUGGCUGCUCUCAGCCAUGCGGCAUAUGGGCACCUCACUACUCCCACUUUUCAUUGUUUGACUGACACUCGACAAGUAGUUGGCGACUGUUUGCAACAUCUUCUGUAUAAACUGCAGGGGAUCACAGCAAUCGAGAGACCAAAGCAAUAACAAGGUUUUUGUUGCGGCACCUUUUUGAUGACCAAUAUCAACAAGCAGCCACCCGCCUGGUGACGUGGACGCCAGUAAAUGCGAUACCUCGAGAAUGAGGAGACGUAGGAGCUUCAAAUUAAUAACACACUAAAAAAUCUCUGACAGGGUUAAUCACUGCCUGGUCUUUAAGGCUCUGCUAUUUUAAUAUAUAUGAUUUUUUUUUUCAGUGUUCAAAACUUUAUAUUUUGAACCCUACCCAAACCUUUUCUCCAGUUUUACACAUUCCUCAUGUAGUUUCACCAGUCCAGUCCACUUAAAAUCAAAGUGGGCUGUAUGUGGCCCACAGUGUAAAAAGACUUUGACAUCCCUGCUCUAAGGUUUUAGCAGAUGUUUUCACAGAACAACAAGCAACCCAUUUUUCCCUAGCAACUGAUGGUUGAAAGGUGGUUGCCAAACGGUCGCUAUCCCUGUGUGACCAGGGCCCAAGACAGAAAUAGUGCUUUUUUUCCCUGUCAGUUUGGAAUCAGUAUUUCUCCUAAGGUCAGAUAUGUAAUUCAGUUGCUUCAAGCACAGCAAUGCCAUCGAGUCCUCUAGCUCUGCUUCAGGUUAACAAACUGCUCCGUUGUAGUUUACAGUAACUUCAGCAGACCAGUGAAACAGCACAACCAGAAACGGUGCCCUAGUGUUUAUCUUGUAUUUUGUUAAUGAAAAGUCGUUGGCCAUUUUCCAAACUUUAGGUCCAGGAUUGAUGUGAAAAAUGAGCACUCGCGCUCGUCAUUGAAGCCAGUCUUCAAAAAGGGUCUCAGAACAACCAGUGAAUAAUGAAAAGUGCUGCCAUGUUUUUAUUUUUAUUUUAAAUCCAAGUUUAAAAUUUAAAUGCAACAAUUUGCUCUUAUGUUUUCAAUCAGAGCGCAGACAUCUGCACUUCUUUUGGCAUUAUUCUAGUGAUGUAGCCAUUUAAUGCUGUGAUUUAUUUCUUUUAGAAGUAGAACUUUUAGCAAUGAGCAUUUCUACUGAUCCAAAACUCACCUCAGUCUCCAGUUGUUUUCAUGUGUUUCAUUGUUUGCAGAUUUUAGUAUGUUUACAUUUCAAUUCCUCCUUCUCAGUGUAUUCAUAUCCCAUAGAGACGUAGUCUAUGCAUUUAACUAAAAGCCAUCAACUUAUGGAUUCUUGGGCGAUCUUAAGAAUCCAUAAUUAUGAAAGCACUGACUUUAAUCUGUGUGGAGAGAUUUUUCUUCUUUUUGAUAAAUAUUGUAAAUGAUAGUUUUAUUUAAUGGUUUUUGUUUGUUUGCUAUGAGUCGGAUUUCAACAAUUAAAAGUAUUUGAUAUUUGUAGUAGCAGAACAUGUUAAAAACAUGUUGAAUUUUCGUCACCUUUGAGGUCAGGGUCAGCGGGGUGUGAUGCUCCCACAGCAGGUAUCACUGAGCCUGUGUUUUGCAACGACCCUGUAACUGUAACUCCUGUUUGGCAUAAAGAGGCAGGAAGCACUGAGAGAGGGAUAUUUACGCAAGUCUGAACUCUUAUGCAAACCUCCAGCUUACAGUUGAGCUCUCGCUGGGUUCAUUUUUGUGACUAUGUAAACAUGUUUCAUAGUUAUUAUGUUGGUUCAGAAUUUAUAUUUUCGACAGAUCAACAAUUUUUGUCUGACUGUAAAAUUCAAAUAAAGUUGGUUGAUGCCG
Pundamilia nyererei is the source of this 6482-nucleotide messenger RNA. RefSeq names its product zinc finger protein 516-like. Lineage: Eukaryota; Metazoa; Chordata; Actinopteri; Cichliformes; Cichlidae. The record is from RefSeq and is a predicted model, not a curated record. Gene Ontology annotation, cellular component: nucleus. Gene Ontology annotation, molecular function: DNA-binding transcription factor activity, RNA polymerase II-specific; RNA polymerase II cis-regulatory region sequence-specific DNA binding. The transcript is spliced from 6 exons. Bases 685 to 3423 code for a protein of 912 amino acids. Gene Ontology annotation, biological process: regulation of DNA-templated transcription.